Molecule: messenger RNA, 1716 nt
Organism: Protopterus annectens (West African lungfish)
Lineage: Eukaryota; Metazoa; Chordata; Ceratodontiformes; Protopteridae
Gene: PRR15
Product: proline rich 15
Exons: 2
Coding region: 526-879 (117 amino acids)
Source: RefSeq, a predicted model, not a curated record
GCUGAAAGCACCUGGAGUUCUUCUUAUGCUUCACCUUGAAAAACAACGUAUAAACAUUUUGCUGUUCCGAAGGGUCUGUUUAGUAACUGAUCUGAAUUGUACAAGCUACUGGAAGGGAUUAAAAAAAGUUGGCUAAGUGAGUUCCUGUCCCGUGGACAGGUGUUACUGUUGUUGCAACAUUUGCCUCUUGCAGUUAUUUUUGAAGUGCGUAAUCGGGCAUCUGUGGUUUCAUAAGUGGGCAAGAUCGUGACGUCACUAAGUGGUUGGGUUCCAGUGUCUUCGGGUCAGAAAAGUUGGGGUGCUUGUGCUUGUGGUUAGUGAUAUACACGAAAAAGAACGACUUCGUAAAGGAAGUUUGGAGAAAAGGAGCAGUACCAACAUGAGAAGAGUGUAAUAGUGUGCCAGAAAUCCCAUAAUGACAGAAAAAUAAAAAAGAAAGAAUUACGAUACAGCAUUGGUGUUGCUGAAAAAACGAGAUCUACGAGAAUAAAAGCUAGAGGAAUCUGCCAGUAGGUAAACUCGAAAAUGGCUGACAGUGCAAAAGGCACAUGGUGGAAGUCUCUGACAAUAAGAAAGAAACCAAAGGAAUUUGCAUCUUAUCAAGAAGGAAUAGAAAACCAGUCUGUUCCUGAAAGAACUGCUAGCACAUCAGUUACAGCAACAGCUAUUUCUGUAGAAAAGAAUCCAAACCAUAUCCCAGGUGAUGAUUAUGUUGACCCCAGGUACGAGAAAGCUGGCUUUAAUGAGAAAACAUCUAGAAGAAAUCUCAGAAUUUCAAGAUCUGGACGUUUCAAGGAGAAAAGGAGAGUGCGGGCUAGUUUGCCAGAACAAAAUCAGUUUUUUGAAGAAAAUGGGAAUGCAAAUGAAGAACUACAUUAAACUUGUAUAGAAUAAGUUUAGAGAAGGAGGUUUCAUCUCACUGUUCCUGCACUUUUACAUUCCUUUAAUGUAAGGAGACUUAAAAAACUGAAGUGUCAAUUUAUAAGCUUUAAAUAUUGGAUGAACUGGUAUAUUAACUAUUUAUUUGUUGCACUGAGUGAUGUCUACUCUUCAGCAGCUGAUUUUUUAAGUUGUCAAAUUUUAUUAUAUGUAUUUUUCAGUGUACAGAAAGAUGGCAGUGAAAUUCACUGUUUGAGGGAUAAAAAUGUUCUGAUUCAGAACCAAAUAAUUUCCAUAUCCUAGAAAAAAAAAGCACUUUUUAUAACUACGUUAGGUGGAGAAAAAAAUCUAUAAAGAACAGCUUUUUUGAAAAUCCUGAUUUAUAGUUUUAUAGAUCAAACUGGGGCUUUGCUUAAAACAUGUAAAUUAAAAUAUAUAUGGACAUUUCGUUUGAAGUAAAUUUUAUUUAGAUGAUGAUGUUUGAUAUUUUUAUGUAUUGAAGGAAAAAUAAGUGAUACUGCAGUAAAUGUUUGUUUACCUGAUGUUAAGUUAAUAAUCUACAGUCUAGUAUCAGUGCACUGAAACAUGACACUGAGAAACACACCCUCCAGGACAAAGCCUAGUUUCAAAUUCAGACUUUGCAUUUAAGUGCUGACUUGGGAGUAGGCCAGUUUUAAAUAGUUGUUUUCUUCCUUUAUUUUUCUUAGUCCCAAGUCACUUAUAAAGAUAAUUUGAUACAAGGAGACGAUUUUAGUAUGUACCACCAAUGUUUUUGUAAUAUACAUAUUCUGAUUUAUGGAACACUGGAUUUCCUAUAAUUAAAAUAAUUAAAAUGCA